AUGUCACCAAAUGAACAUAGAAGAAAUCAACAUCCCAAUAGUUCACCCAAUCAUGCAUUUGAAACCAAUAGCAGAUUUUUCCCAGUUAUUUCCUCUCAAGUAGCUUAUAGGAAUAAUGAAUUGAAUUCUAACGUUCCCACGCUGCCACGGAAUCCAACAAACAGGCCUAGCACACCUUCUAAUAGCCCUGCUAGACCGCAGCUUGCGUUAAACGAUGGAAUGUUUUACGUGAGGCCAGAGAGUGAUUCUCAGUCUUUGAACUUGGAGGAACAAGAUGUUGAGUUAUCGAAUACUGACCCCAAUAGAGCACCCAACUCAUCACCAGUGAGCCCUCAUCAGGAAGUCAUUGCGAGCGCAUUGGGUUUUAGCAGCAAUUCAAGGGUUUAUCAAUUAUCGGCUACAAACAGUUCUAAUGGAGCUCAUAAUUCGACUAUGAGUCUUAUGGGGUCCUUGGUGGACUCACCAUCAUCUAAAGAGAUUAGAAAGUAUUUAGCAUCUCGUCCAGUUACAGCACCAACUGGCCACCGUAAAAGAAUCAUUAAAUUGACAAAGCCGGACCAUAACCUAGAAGCCCCUGGUUUGAAGGAUGAUUUCUAUUGCAACGUGGUGAGUUGGUCCAAAAUGACCAACCGAAUCGCUGUGGGUUUGAAUAAGUCCGUUUACUCUUGGAGCACAAAUAAUGAUGUGGUUCUCAUGCACCACGAUAAUUAUAUAACUGUCACAGCUGUGUCGUAUUCCGAUCAUGAUUAUAUACUCAUAGGAAAGGAUAAUGGAGAGGUUUUGAUGCUAUCCCAACGUGAAAAUGCUAUCAAGGCCACGCUCUCCAACCACGACAGAAGCAUAUUUUGUUUCCAAUGGUUCCCCGGUUCACGCCAGUUUUUAGCCGGUGACUCCAAAGGAGACGUAUUAUGCGUAAAUGUCACAGAAGACAGUAUGGGUAACGUCAGUCUAAGGAUACAAUGCAUUUUAGAAUGCCAUCAACAACAGAUAUGCGGCCUCGCCCUAAGCAACGAUUCCCAGCUACUAGCCGUAGGAGGAAAUGAUAACUGCUGCUCGAUCUGGGAUGUCUCCGAUGUUUUAGCACCAAAGAUCAAACUGGUCCUACCCCACAAGGCAGCCGUCAAGGCCAUAGCCUUCUGUCCUUGGGCAAAUUCAAUUUUAGCUACAGGAGGUGGUAGCAACGACCGUACUAUCAGAUUCUGGCAUGCUAACACCGGGACUCUAUUAAAUACAUUUGCUGCAAAAGCUCAGGUUACGUCCUUAUUCUGGUGCAAGGACCGAAAAGAACUAAUAUCAACCUUUGGUUACGGCAACUCGGAAAAACCGUUACUUCUUUCUGUCUUUUCCUACCCGGAAAUGACUCCUUUGAUUGAAGUCUCCAGUACUACGUACCUCCGAUGUUUAAGUGCAUGCCAAUCGCCCGAUAGAAGUUCCAUUUGUGUUGCCGCAAAUGAUUCGUUUGUAAGAAUAUAUAAAAUUUGGCAAUCCACCGAAGGACCACCUUUGUCACCCGGAUCAAGGAGCAUUGGAAUCUACGGCAGCUCGUUGAUUGAGAUGUAUGAAGGUAUUACAAGAGGUGAUAUUCUUCGAUGA
Molecule: messenger RNA, 1593 nt
Organism: Debaryomyces hansenii CBS767
Lineage: Eukaryota; Fungi; Ascomycota; Pichiomycetes; Serinales; Debaryomycetaceae
Exons: 2
Coding region: 1-1593 (530 amino acids)
Biological process (GO): anaphase-promoting complex-dependent catabolic process; positive regulation of ubiquitin protein ligase activity; positive regulation of anaphase-promoting complex-dependent catabolic process
Cellular component (GO): anaphase-promoting complex
Molecular function (GO): ubiquitin ligase activator activity; protein binding; anaphase-promoting complex binding
Source: RefSeq, a predicted model, not a curated record